Molecule: messenger RNA, 906 nt
Organism: Diceros bicornis minor
Lineage: Eukaryota; Metazoa; Chordata; Mammalia; Perissodactyla; Rhinocerotidae
Product: taste receptor type 2 member 46-like
Exons: 1
Coding region: 1-906 (301 amino acids)
Biological process (GO): sensory perception of taste; detection of chemical stimulus involved in sensory perception of bitter taste; G protein-coupled receptor signaling pathway
Cellular component (GO): membrane
Molecular function (GO): G protein-coupled receptor activity; bitter taste receptor activity
Source: RefSeq, a predicted model, not a curated record
AUGACUUUACUUCCAAGCAUUUUUUCCAUCUUAAUAACGACAGAAUUUAUUCUGGGAAAUUUUGCCAAUGGCUUCAUAGCACUGGUGAACUGCAUUGACUGGGUCAAGAGACGAAAGAUGUCCUCAGCUGAUCAAAUGCUCACGGCUCUGGCAGUCUCCAGAAUUGGGUUGCUCUGGGUAAUAUUAAUAAAUUGGUAUACCAAUGUGCUCCAUCCAGUUUUAUACAGUUUAGAAGUAAGAAUUAGUCUUCGUAUUGCUUGGAUAGUAAGCAACCAUUUUAGCUUCUGGCUUGGUACUAGCCUCAGCAUAUUUUACUUGGUCAAGAUCGCUAAUUUCUCUAGCCCUAUAUUUCUUUACCUAAAGCGGAGAGUUAAAAGGGUAUUUCUUGUAAUACUGUUGGGGACUUCGGUCUUUUUGGUUUCUCAUCUUGCAGUGCUAUGCGUAGAUGAGAAUAUGCAUACUAAUGACUACAAAGGAAAUAUCACUCAGAAGACCAAAUCGAGGGACAUUUUACACAUUUCAAACGUGACUCUAUUCACGCUAGUAAACUUCACACUCUUUACUAUGUCCCUGACAUCUUUUCUGCUGUUAAUCAUUUCCCUAUGGAAACAUCUCAAGAAGAUGCAUCUCAACGGCAAAGGAUCCCAAGAUCCCAGCACCAACGUCCACAUAAAAGCCAUGCUAACUGUGGUCUCCUUUCUCUUGCUAUAUGCCGGUUACUUCCUGGUUCUAGUUAUGUUCAUUUGGACUUCUCUUAGGUUGCGGAAUGAACUGCUUCUCAUGCUUUGUGAUGCUCUUGAAAUGCUGUAUCCUUUAAGCCAUCCAUUCAUCCUGAUUUGGGGAAACAAGAAGCUAAGACAGGCCUUGAAAAAUAUAAGAAAGAUUAUAAGAUUACCAUACCAUUAG